AUGUGGUUGUCAUCUUUAAAGACCCUUUGGGUAGCAACUGUCUUGAUAGUGUCUCUUGACUCUAUUAGGGCCGAAGACUCUUUCCAGGAUGUCAACGCGGCUGCCAGUCUUGCUCGCCGAGUUCUGGAGGAUGCUAAUAUAGGAACUCUUGCUACAGUAAUUAGCCCUUAUGUACAUUAUAACUACACUGAUCUUCCGUUUGCUCUUUUGGAAUACUACAGUGUUCAGUGUUCCAGCACCGGAGACCCCUUGCUUUACAUGUCAGAUCUUGAGGUGAAUGCAAAGAAUAUGCACCGUGAGCCAAGAGUCUCGCUUUCUGUCAGAGCCCUGCAAGACUACAAUCCCGGAGGUAGUCAGUCACCUAUUCAACAACCUCGUUUCUCGUUGCUCGGAGAGAUUGAACCUGUUCCAGAAUCAAAGUUUAAUAUUGCUUUGUCUUGCUUCUUGGCUGUUCAUCCUGAAGCAGCUCCAUGGCAAAGAUUCCAUGAUUUCAAGUUUUACAAGCUAAAGGUCUCGGCUGUCUAUUAUGUUGGAGGUUAUGGUGGACUGAAUUACAUUGGCUGGAUUCCUUUGUCAGUGUAUCAGCAAGCCCAACCUGAUGCCCGUAUGAAACUCCAAACCUAA
Molecule: messenger RNA, 624 nt
Organism: Phycomyces blakesleeanus NRRL 1555(-)
Lineage: Eukaryota; Fungi; Mucoromycota; Mucoromycetes; Mucorales; Phycomycetaceae
Exons: 5
Coding region: 1-624 (207 amino acids)
Source: RefSeq, a predicted model, not a curated record